Molecule: messenger RNA, 3802 nt
Organism: Salmo salar (Atlantic salmon)
Lineage: Eukaryota; Metazoa; Chordata; Actinopteri; Salmoniformes; Salmonidae
Product: SH3 domain-binding protein 5
Biological process (GO): intracellular signal transduction
Cellular component (GO): cytoplasm
Molecular function (GO): protein kinase inhibitor activity
Source: RefSeq, a predicted model, not a curated record
UCAUUUCAUCAGCACUUGCUCAGUGGCUCGGUAUUGGACGCAGACAGAGUGCUGCUCUGUCAAUUGACAUACAAGACGAUUAUCACUCUUUUGUCUUUCAGUUACCUGUAUAUCGCUUUGAUAUACAUAUAAAUAUUUCAAACAUCGUUUUUAUCAUUGCUAACGUUGCAGUGUGAUUGAGCGUGUUCUUUAAACUCCUGUCACGCGGUUAGAGCGUCUCUUGGAAAUUGGCUUUGUUCGCUCCGACAGCACACAGUCUGCUUUAUCAUCCAGAAUGGACAAUUUGGAGAAAGAAAAUAGGUCUGACGAAGAUUCGGAAUACGAAGAAGAGGAGGUGGACCCUAGAAUUCAGGGAGAACUGGAGAAACUCAACCAGUCUACAGAUGACAUCAACAGAUGUGAGACACAACUGGAGGAUGCCAGGCAGAAGUUCCGCUCGGUGCUGGUUGAGGCCACGGUGAAGCUGGAUGAGCUGGUCAAGAAGAUUGGGAAGGCGGUGGAGGAGUCCAAACCCUACUGGGAGGCCCGGAGAGUGGCCAGACAGGCUCAGCUGGAGGCCCAGAGAGCCACCCAGGACUUCCAGAGGGCCACGGAGGUGCUGCGUGCGGCCAAGGAGACCAUCGCCCUGGCAGAGCAGAGGCUCCUGGAGGAGGACACCAGGCAGUUUGACUCAGCCUGGCAGGAGAUGCUCAACCACGCCACCCAGAGGGUGAUGGAAGCGGAGCAUACAAAGACGCGGAGUGAGCUGGUGCACAAGGAGACAGCAGCCAAGUACACGGCAGCCAUGGGCCGCAUGAAACAGCUGGAGAAGAAACUCAAACGCACCAUCAACAAGUCCAAACCUUACUUUGAGUUGAAGGCAAAGUACUACCUACAGCUUGAGCACCUAAAGAAGAACGUGGAUGAGUUGCAGGCCAAGUUGAGCCAGGCUAAAGAAGGGUACAAGACGGCUCUGAGAAACCUGGAGGUGAUCUCAGACGAGAUCCACGAACGCCGACGCAACUCGGCCAUGGGCCCCCGGGGGCGGGGCGUGGGCGCCGAUGGCGACAGUGUCGCAGUGGAUGACAUUACCAGCUUCAAGAUGGAGUCGGAUGGCAUCUCCAUGACGUCCGGGUCGUUUGAAGAUGAGACCUGCAGCAGCAGUGCCAUGUCAGAGGAGGACUCAGAGACCCGCUCCACUUGCAGCCUGGGCUCCUCCUCCCACUCCCCCAACAGCCUCCAGGACCUCCCCUCGCCCUGUCCCUUUGCCAGCUCCUCCUCGCCCUCCUCCUCGCCCUGUCCCUCCUCCUCCUCUUCCCCUGCUCCCUCCUCACGCCCCUGCAGUCUGGACCUUCCCAGCCCAGUCUCGCUGUCUGACUUUGGCCUCAUCUCUCCUGUCCUGGGACCACGCAGCGAGUGUAGCGGGGCGUCAUCACCUGAGUGUGACCUGGAGAGAGGUGACAGAGCAGAGGGAGCGGAGGGUGAGCUGGACAAUACUGUAAACAACAACAGCACCACCGUCCCAAACACCAAGAAGACCACGGGCCUGGAGGGCCGCCUCAGCUUCCUGUCUCUUCGACGCUCGCGCAACGACAGCACCAAGAACGGCAAGCGCGAACGUCAAAGCCGUUCCCAGACCCCCACCCAAACUGUGGUUCUGAUCAACGGGGUGUGAUGAGGAAAGCUAAUCCACAAGCUAACCCCAUCACCAGCUUUGUGUGCCAAAGUGCUGUAUUGCCAGUAACCACACACACAUUCCAUUCUACCCCAUGAACUAAUACUGGCUAAGUAAACCGAAAGUGGCUCAGUAUGAGAUACUAUGAACAGAAUGGUCAGUGUAUAUACAGUUCAUAUGGAUUAUGAUGAAGAAGAGACUUAAGACCCAACCCAGGGUCAUGAAACCACCACUUCCUAUAGAAAGGACCUUUCACCCUUAGACCUCCCACCCAUAGCGUUGAGACCUCAGUCAGAUUGGCUUCCCAUAAUUCCCUACUGUACUCCACACAUUAAGGAAAGUGCUGGCUAAUAUCCUAUGGGUGGGGGCCCAUGGUAUAUGAGGGGAAAUGGGACAAACAGUGUUGUUUUUUACUGUGAUAUUUUACAUUUACAUUUUAGUCAUUUAGCAGAUGCUCUUAUCCAGGGCGACUUACAGUAGUGAAUGCAUACAUUUCAUGCAUUUUUUUUUUGUACUGGCCCCCCGUGGGAAUCGAACCCACAACCCUGGCGUUGCACACACCAUGCUGGCGUUGCAAACACCAUGCUCUACCAACUGAGCCACAGGGAAGACCAUUGAUAUUCUCCCUGAGAGGGAGCUGCACUUCCAGACAAGAUGGGAUUCUGUUGUUCGUAAAUGAAAGAAUGCACUCCUAGCUUCGACUAUUAGAAAUGAGGGUUAUUUAUAAAACUUGAUGUCACAGUGAAUGUGCCACCUGUUUUAUCAAUACAGAAAUUAGUAAAAUACACAACAUUGAUAGCAAUAUGUGUUAAUCUUUUGUAAACGAAGAGCACGCAUGAGGCCAAGAUUUAAAGUCAGGAUUUCUAAAAAGAAACAAGUACAUUUACGGAGUUUAAGUUUUGUGAAUAACCCUCAUAACUUGUAAUAUUACUCUGCUAUAUCUUCUCACAGAUACUUGACAUGUGAAUACUCUCACCAUUAUGUAAUCCUGUGUACGGCAUAUAGAGCCUAUGGCAAGUGCUUCAUGUUACCAUGGAGACCAAACACCCCCUGGCUGGCAUCUCUUCGGACAGCCUGUGCAUUUGUCCAAUAGGGGUCUUCAGAAUUGGACUUAAAAUAACCUUAUUCUAUUGCACAACUAAUUUCCCAGUGAGCUAACUGUGAUUCCAUCUCGCCUACAGUACACAUAAAGCUGGACUUGGAAUCUGAUUGAACGAGAGUAGAAUAAUUGUGUGGGGUGAGGCUACAGUAGAUAUACCCUCCAUCUUCGCUUCCUCCUGGCUCCCUCCAUCCUGUGGUUCUUCGGUGCCACACUGAUGUGGUGCCAGGGAAAUGGGCCUCGAGACACUGUCACCCCCCCCAGAUCUCCUUCCAUCCAUCUCCCUGUCAUGGCAUCCCCAAUGGCCCUGUACUGAAGGACAACAUCCACCCAUGGACGGUAACACUAAGAACUGAGCAAUAGCGCAAGGACAGAACUUUUGAUAACCAUAUCUGCCCAUGGACACUUUCAUAUAGAGUUCUCUGUAACGGAAUGAAAAUGGCCAGCCUGGUAAUUCUCAGAAUCUGAGGAUGGUUUUGUCUUGGACCAAUCUUAAGGAGAAAGUGAAACUAGAUGACUGAAUGAAACUGAUGAUGGUGAAGAAUGAUGAGGUCUUUUGUGGAAACUGACAGAAUAAUUGAUAGUGUUGUGAUUUCUGGUGGACAGUACCAGCUACUGUAAGUUGUAGAUCGAUAUCGGCUAAAGUGGCACACAGUAGACUGUCAGAUGUUUGUGAAGUCUAGUCGUCUGUCUCAAAUAGUGUUAACUUGUCUUCCUCUCCUGGUCUCCUUAUGCUCCAUGGCCACAUGGGAAAGGUAUUUGGUCACUGAGUUAUGAGAAAAGCAAGCUAUUGCACAAGCGUAUGCAGUCUAUUUGUUAUUGUGAUCGCUCCAGUCUCUGUAUGUACUGUACAUGUACAAAUGUAAUGCGAUAUCGAUGUUUAUAUCUCUGUCACCCUUCGCUGUGGAAUAUAAGGAUAUAACCAUGAACAGUCCCUGUCAUAGCCGUUUUCUUCCAGUGGGUGUUAGGUUAGAGUAACUUUCCAUUGUGUCUCCACGGUUUAUGUGCCUGUUUUCUGAAAAGAAUCCAAUAAACUGAUGUUAACUGCA